This is a messenger RNA of Ectocarpus siliculosus, 2127 nucleotides long. The record is from the annotation of a GenBank genome assembly. NCBI's taxonomy places the organism in Eukaryota, Phaeophyceae, Ectocarpales, Ectocarpaceae.
AUGAGGUGGUACUGCGUGAGACCUGCGUGUCUACCGUUUGACGAGGUGAAGGACAUGCUGGUGCCGGAGAAGUGCCGGUCGGCCGCGGAGAUGGACGGGGUGUCGGAGCUACCCGACGGCUUUAGAGAGGCCACCAUAACGUGCUUGGAGUUCAUCAACGAGCAGUGCUGCGGAUUUUGGGUAAAGGGACGUGAGUCUCAAACAACGAACAGCGGCUCAAUCUCUCGUUGGGCGAGAAACUACGGUAUCCCCGGGGGCUCCGGGUGUGCUCGCGGCGGGCACCCUGCCGUUGCCCCUAGGGCGCACCGUGUGAUUCUAUUUAGUAUACGUGCGUCCGUAUGCGGACAAGGCGGACCAAUUGGAUGCCGCGACUCUGGCCAAGCUCGACGAGGUCGCCAGGGGCUCCGCCGCGCGAGGCGGUCGAUGGGCGCCAGCGCCGCCGGCGGCGGUGGGGGUGGUUCCUCCUCUGCCGGUGCCGGCGGCGGCGGCGGCGGCGGGGCGGACGGGGACGAGGAAGACGAUAACGAUAGCGGGGACAACCGGGGGGGGGGGCGCGGGGGGGGCGGAGGGGGUAUGGGCAGCGGGUCGUCGUCUUCGUUUACCUCUCUGCCGGCGAGGACCCCGCCGGCGCUCCUCAUUCCGCGACGGACAGAUUCGGGGCACGGCGGGGAUAGCCCCGUCCUGCCUCCCCCCGAAAAGGUGCCAAAGCUCGACGACGGCGAGGACGAGGACGACGACGGUAGAGCGGGCGGAUCGGCGGGGGCUGCUGCGGGGGCCGCCGGCGCCUCGCCGCAUUCCGCCGCCGGCGACUUGCUCUCUCUCCCUGGAGCUCCACCCGACGAUAUUUACCACUCGCCUUUCGCGGGUAGCAGCCCGCUGGGCGGCUUGGGAGGCGCGGCGGCGGGGGUGGCCGGGGGGGGGGGUCAGGGGGCUGCUGGGUCGCCGCUUUUGUUUGACGACCCCGGCUCUGGUUUCGGGCACAAGGGUCCGGCGGAUGACGCGACCGGGGGCGCCGGUGCCGCUGGCGCCGCCGCUUUACAGAUGCCGCUGUCCGGGAUGCCCGGGAAGGGGAUGGCGGUGUCGUCACCUGGGGCCGGCGAAGCAGCAGCAGCAGCAGCAGCAGCUGCGGGGACGGCGCUCGGGUUGUCUGGGCUCGAGGGGUUUCCCGCUUCUCCAGACCCGGCACCGUUGCCGGCCGACGAAGAAGUCGGGGCGGGCGGCGGCGGCGUCGGCGAGUUGGGAGCUUCGGCGGGGGGGCCGAGCUCUCUCUUGGGCCACGACGGCGCGGAAGCGGACGAUCCCGUCGCCUCCGCCUUGCGAGGCAUCGGCGACGACGUCGAUCUCAUCGGGGGGAGUGACGAUCCAUACGGCGGUACGUCGGCGGCGGCCUCGCACGCCGUCGUUCCGCCGACCGGCGGCGGCGGCGGCGGGAUGGGGGGGGGCAUGAUGGGGCUUGCCACCACCGCGGAGCACCCGACACCGGUAGCACCCGCAGCGCUGGCAGCACAGGCUGCACCCGCAGCAGUUUCGACACCGCCGCCGCCAAUGGCACCGCCGGCACCCGCGGUCUUGUCUCCGCCACCCGCAACAGCAGCAUCCACGGCGGCGUUAACACCGCCGGCGGCGGCAUCCCCAGUUUUGUUUCAGCCGGCGGCGGCACCCGCGGCUUCGCCGUUGCCGACGACACCACCGUCGACAACGGCGACCCCUACGACCGGCGCAGCAGCGGCAGCAGCGGCGGCGGCGGCGGCGGCGGCGGUCGGCGCGUUCACGGCACCACCAGCCGCUGCGGGUGGAGUGGGACUCGAGGCGGCGGCGGCGGCGGCGGCGGCGUCCCCAGGGAUAGGAGGUGGUAGCAGCGCCGCUGCGUCGUCGGCCCUCGCUCCCGAGACAGCGGCAGCAGCGGAGGGGGGUCCGGCGACCGACGCACCGCAAGCCGGCACGGGAUUGCGGGAGAGUUUAAGCACGGGUCCCCCAGGCACGCUCGCGACGACACCAAGCCUCCUCCCACCCCCAGCAGCUGCGGGGGCGGGGGCGGCCGGUGGUGUCGGGGCAACUGCGGAGGAAAGCCCCUCGUUGCCGCCGGGGGACUCGUCGAGUGCGAGUCCGGGCCCGUCGGGGACCUAA